Molecule: messenger RNA, 1068 nt
Organism: Mizuhopecten yessoensis (Yesso scallop)
Lineage: Eukaryota; Metazoa; Mollusca; Bivalvia; Pectinida; Pectinidae
Exons: 1
Coding region: 1-1068 (355 amino acids)
Source: RefSeq, a predicted model, not a curated record
AUGCACAAUGAAUGUGAUAUCCGAGAUAUCACCAUGUCUGAAGUAAUACAACAAAACAAGGAAAAAUCUGUUCCUCGAUGUGACACGCACGACAAAAAGUUGAGUUUGUUUUGUGAAAGCCACAGGCUUCUGGGAUGCAACAUAUGUAUAAUAAAAGAGCACAGGCUUUGUGAAAAAGUAAAAACAGCGACAGAAUAUUACAAUGAACUAAAAGCAGCAACGCGAUUUGCAGUCAUCCAAGUGGCAUUGAAAGAAGGGGAAAAAGCCAUGGAAUUAUUAAUCAAGGAAUUUGACGAACAGCUGAAAACUAUGGUACAUAACCAAGAAACUUUUGAACAGAGCGUUGAAGAUACACGCGAAAGAGUCGGUAGACGCCUAGAUAAACUUCAAAAGGCCGUCACAGACGAGUUGGCCAGGCUGUUUAAUGAAGAAAAGAGGAAUAUCGAGACCACAUCACGGCAGUGUGAACGUCUGCUGAAGAGUAUGCUUAAUACUAUGAAAUCGUCCAACAAAGCUGUAAAAGAAAACGACAACAUUGAGACGAUAGUGCUGUAUCAGAGAGGACGGGCAGAAGUAGAGUCGUUUAAAGCCUUGUUCACAGAGAUAAGCAAGUCCUUCACGUCCGUCAGUAUGAAACAUGAAAUCGUUCCAGACCUCGUAGAUAACGCUUUUGGAAAGGUUGUUAUUGAGAAGCAGACUUAUUCUCUCAUGUUGGGACGUCGCGCGAAACGUUUUGAAAAAGUCUACAUACAGACGCCGUCGGAUUCAGUAGUUAGUAAUGCGCGUGGUGUGCUGUUUCUUCAGGAUGACCAAAUACUGAUAAGUGAGAGCAACAACAAAAAGCUGAAACUGUUUACUGACAACGGACAGUUCCUGGAUGAGUUGGUAGUGGAAGGAGAUCCCUGUGAUGUGUGUCUGGUGGACAACCACACAGUGGCUGCCUCUGUCUACAGUCCUGGUGGUGUACACAUCGUGAAAGUCGAGGACUCAAAACUUUUACUGUCGUCUGAGAUCAACAUGCCAAUCGGAAAACACUGCUAUGGCAUAACACACACAAACGGGACGUAG